This is a messenger RNA of Etheostoma spectabile (orangethroat darter), 4643 nucleotides long. Its product is annotated as basic helix-loop-helix transcription factor scleraxis. Lineage: Eukaryota; Metazoa; Chordata; Actinopteri; Perciformes; Percidae. Gene Ontology annotation, biological process: developmental process; regulation of transcription by RNA polymerase II. The record is from RefSeq and is a predicted model, not a curated record. Gene Ontology annotation, molecular function: DNA-binding transcription factor activity, RNA polymerase II-specific; RNA polymerase II transcription regulatory region sequence-specific DNA binding; protein dimerization activity. The transcript has 3 exons. Bases 3302 to 3946 code for a protein of 214 amino acids.
UGCAAGUGUUGCCUGGGGGGGGGGGUCCCUGAGUGCCAACCCUUUAUGCUUUCAGGCUUUUCUUGUUAUAUUAUGGGGGAAAUUCAGUGUUCCUCCAUGCUGACUGCCCCAAGCUUCCUGUAUGUGCUGUAAUCCACCACUGCAACCAGCACUGGCCUCACUUCAUACAGUCAAUACCACAGCAGGAAAACUACGACUGCGUUUGAAGGGUCGAGAUAUACAGGGAGGAGGGAAGGAGAGAAUUAUAGACAGAAGAAGAGGAGAGAGAGCGUGAUGAAUGUUGACUCUAACAUUGUGUAACUCUGACAGAUUAUUCAUUGUGCUAUUAGUUUUCAGCAGCAGCUUACGGUUGCCAAUCUACACAAAAGAGGCAUACCAGUAAUGGCAGUUGGGUUUAGAGUUUUCAAUAAUGCACUACUGAGGAUUAUAGACUUCAUAGUUGAGUUUUACAUAGGUUGUCAACCUUUAACCACUGCACAGUUGAAGCAGGAAACAAAAUUUAAAGGUCAGACAGUUCUUUGGAAAUAAGAGUUAAGUUGCACAAUCAUGGCUAAUAAAACCCCAAAGACUUAAAAAAGGAAAAGCAGAUUAGAGUUUGAUGAAGGCUGUAUGAAAGCUUUAGUAAAACUUAAUUUUCCAAACUUCUAGAACACCUCUACAUACAGUACACCUGGUAAUUUGUGUCUUUAGCUAGAUAGAUGGAUCUCUUUCAUUCUGUUAUGUUUUAUAUUAGUUUUCUCCCACUCUGUCUUUGCUCCCUUUGCUGUCUGUUCUCAUUUUUUCUUCUCUUCCAGUGGAAGACAGAUUGUUAAAGGGAGUGUAAGUGAGUAAAGUAGCAACUCCCGUACUAUAAACCCCUGAGCCUCCCCUUCAUCACCAAAACACUCCACACAAAAAUCUGAAUCCCUUAAGGGCAGACCCUCCAGCGUCACAUCUUGUACAGAUAAAAGGCUUCGGUCGUGGCUGAAUAAACGUUCCCGGCUUCAACCACGAGCCCAGCCUGAACCAUCCGGCGCUGCGGCUGCCCGCCUCCCAGCCUGCUGUCCAGGGAUAAGCACAGACGGGGAGGCUGGGGGACGAAAAGAAGACAGAGGGAGAAAGGCAAACUCUUACUUCACCACUCAAGCUUCUCAGCUUCUUGCUGUCAAGAAAGUGGUUUAACAAAACAUCCGAUUGUGCAAACCCAAGUCCCAGUCCUACCUCUUGCUGGUAGCCAGCUCCGUUAGAGAAGUACAUUUUAUAGAAGUACAUUGAAGGGAAAAGAUUUGAGAGAGCACAAAACAAACUCACCCUGCAAGUCACCCUUUGAGAGCACACAGGUACGGAUUUGUAAGAGCAGAACUAGAUUUGUGCGCGAGAAAGGACAGAAUUGGGACAGAUGAUUUGAGCAUGCAAGAGGAAUUGUCCGACUACAUUUGAUCCAGCAAAAGAGAUUCUCACACUGGUAAUGAUCCAAGCUGCUCCAGCUCACUUUUGGCAGCCUGAAUCCCCUGAGAGUUUCACCUGUUUAAUUUGACCUGGAAGUGAAAAAUCAAAAUGUGUCGAGUUGACACUAAUAUCACAUUUAUUUUAUUGGCAAUUUAUUUUAUCUUUUUUUUUUUGUGAGUGAGUUUGGAGUCAAAUUUAAUGAAAUAUUGUUUAAUAAUGUUAUGAGGAUGUGUUGCAGCAUUCAGAAUGAUAAUUUCAGAAUAGGUGUGGCGCAAAUCUGAUUUACCGGUUGGAAUAAAUUAGGCGACAGUAAGUGGAUCAGUUGGAACAGAUAAUGCGGACUCUACCUCUGAGAAAUACAUGACCCUGCUGUCCAGAUGUGGGUGUGUCCAGGUUGGCAGGCGACCUCCUUGUGAUCUCAAGUGUUCCAAAAUUCAGAGAGCAGGUUUAGAAAUGAGCUUGUGCGUGGCCAGGAUUACGCGCUGAAAUUGCAUACUGAGUAGCGAUCCAAAUUAGUUUUGUGCUCUUUCAAAUCUUCGUCGUCAAUAUACUUCCAUACUCUGUCAGAUAAGUCGAGAAAAAGAACAAAUCACCCAGCAUGGAAAAACAGGGAAAUUGGAAAAGAGUUUGCUUUUUUUAUCUGCAGAAUUGGUCCAUGUCAAAACCUGAAAACAAGUUAUUACAAGAGAUUAUGAACUGAUAUUAGAUUAUUGGGACAGUUACGUGAAGAAUUGGCCUCCCACAAAGUUAAAUAACUUUAAGUGCAUGUAGUUCGGUCUUAUCUUUGCACCAACAACAUAAAAAAACACAUUUAAACAGAUUUGGAAUUAGUUUAGUCUCAGACAUUAGAUAUUUGAUUGCACUGUCCAGCUGUUCAGGAUCAUAGCUUUAAUACUCCUGUCAGUGUCAGAUGCCAUAUUUUGUUUCUUUUCCAUUUUCAGUCUUCAUCCAAGAAAUUGCAUGUUUGUACAAUAUUAUUAUUGACAGGAAUAUGUGUUUAAGAAAUCACUAAGGUCACCAAACACACCCAGCACACAAGGGCGAACCAAGUUCUGUUUUAGGGUGGAUUUCCCCUGAAAGCGUGCAGCCAAAACAAACUCCUGCUGAUGGUUUGCCUCUUGCCUCCGGUCUCGCUGGCCUGCUUCUAGACAGCAGCCGAGGGACCCUCAGCGCUCAGAGGGCGGAGUGGAGGAGUCCUCCAGCCCUCCCACUGGCUAUAAGACCAGGGGCAGACGGAAACACACAGACGGCAGGCACACGUGGAGCAAAGAGGCAGGGAGAACGAAGGACGUGGAGAGAGGCUGAGAGAGAGAGAGAGAGAGAGAGAGAGAGAGAGGGAGAGAAACCAAUAGAGAGCAAGAGACAGUCAAACUGCUGCCACAGACUGGGAGUAGUUUUUGCUAUUGGGAUUGAAACAGACAAUUAUAGAAACAAAGGACCAAAAAAGAAGUUUAGAGAAGAAAAAAAAGUCAACAGCCAUUUGACUUCAACGUGCCAUUUUAAAUUUGGGAUUAACAGAAAGAAGAACUGACCUUUUGGGAUGUGAAGUGUUUUGUGUAAACCAAGAGUGAAAAACACAGCCGCUCUGAGGUCAAGUUGCUCUGGACCACUGACCUAAGGAUAAACUCGCUGAUCUUUUAAACCAAGCCUAACUCAACCAUAAGGGCUACAUCUGACUCACCUGGCUUUUGCUACCAAGAGACGUUGGGGGUAAAGUAAUUUCAGUGGUGGGUGCCUUUUGUCAAAAGCAUCAACAGAACAAUAGCUAAGCAACUUUUGAUAUCAAACUUGCAACCGUAACAAGUUGAAAGUCGCCAAGUGGAAGUCUCACUAGGAUUGACCAGCAGCUGACAGAACAUUGUUUACGGUGAAGAUGACAUUCGCCAUGCUGCGCACGGCGCCUCCCGCAGGCCGCUUCUUGUACGGCGACAUCGCGCUCCUCUCCGAAGACGAUGAUGAGAACGGUAGCGAGGGGUCGGGCUCUGAGGAGCGUACCACCAAUUCCUCCAACUACCGCCUGUCCUCUUCGCCAUCUGCCUUUCACAUCAAGGUGAACAGGAAGAGGAAGCUGUGUGGGGCAGGAGGGGGUGUAGGGGGGGAUGUAGAGGCCAUGAUGGGGAGGCUCCUUCCCCAGGGGUCACCCAUCCUUGGGGAGGGUCGCCAGAGGACUGCAGCCAACGCGCGGGAGAGAGAUCGCACCAAUUCUGUCAACACGGCAUUCACAGCGCUGCGCACACUCAUCCCCACCGAGCCCGCAGACAGGAAGCUGUCAAAGAUCGAGACGCUUCGUUUGGCCAGCAGCUACAUCAGCCACCUGGGGAACGUCUUGCUCCUGGGCGAGGGGCUUCAUGAUGGACAGCCGUGCCACGCUCCCUCACCACCGUUCUUCCACGUGAACUCCUCCCCCAACCGAGUAUCUGACCAAUCAGCUCAGCCAAAGCACAUCUGUACUUUCUGCCUCAGCAACCAAAGGAAAAUGAACAAAGACAGAGACAGGAAGACGGCCAUCAGAAGUUAACAAUGAGGACACAAGCCACACGGAUGAAACGCUCGUCACUUUGACAGCGCUUUCAGUGAUCUUACAGUUACUACAACUUGAAGACUUUUCAGACUUGUGUUGCAUUUCAAAGACUUUUCAAGGACUUCUUCAGCACUUCCAGGACUUUUCAAGGAACUUUCCAAGCAUUUUUUCUUAGUUUUUCUUACUUUUUUUUUAUCACUUUUUACUUUUUAGGGUGUUUUCAAAUAUGAUUUGAAAACAUUUCUGAAAAGUUGAACAGUACUUUUAAAUGGCUUUUACAUGCUUAUCAAGACCAUGACGACCCUUUCAACAACAUUUAUAAGAGACUUUUUACUGUAUUGUUCAAAGACUCCGGGACUCGUUGGUCAGAGUCUGAGGAACUUAUGGCACAUGAUGGAAAAACACACACAACCUUUGAACCCAAAAAAAUGUAUUCAUCAAAAGCUGUGUGUUAUUAAUGUGUAAACUGAAAUACAAAUGUAUAUUUAUGUGACAUAACAUUAUAUAAUGAAACUAUGUUAUUUAACCGGCAUUGACAUUCAUAACAAAUGAUGAAUAAAGGUGCAACAAAUUGGAUAUAAAGACAUGCAGGAACUUUAGUAGUAUUUCUAGUAUCAUCUUUGGAAAAUGUCCUAAUGCUGGAAAAAUAACUCAAGAUGACCAAUAAAUUGUUUGUAUAUCUUGGAGUAAAUUU